GUACAACUGUCUAACUGUCAACAACUGUCAGUUGAUGUUUUUUGUAGUUGCAAAAGUGACAGUUAACAAAUUGUAGCAGUGUUUGAGUGUUUUUACCGGCCUUUCAAACAAGAUAUCAUUUUAUCGUUGCCGGAAAAUUUAAACCACUCAGAAUUUUGGUUGAGCUGCCUUUGGGCAACUGGCUUAUCUCAUUCCUCUCAUUCAUUGAUGACAAAGAAACUAAAAUUUAUUUCAUCAUAAAGAGCAAUGGUGAAGCCAGAAUAUCCAAACCAGGGAUUUAAUCAACCAGCUUCCUUCAGUCACAGUGGUGCUGAUAGUGGUGAAGCAGACAUCAGAUAUGAACAACAUAGAGAAGAAGCUGGAUACACCCCAAACAACUCUUUGACUUAUUCAAACGAUGACAAUGUUUUUCUAUCAUCUGGGAGCCAUGCCCUCACCUUCCAGUCUUACAACCGCUCUCUUUCCUGCCCAGUACCUAACACCGUGCCAAGGGAGAGAAUUUCUUCCCUCCCCAAUCCGGAGGAGAAUGUCCCACUGGAGCCAUCAACACGAAGAAGAGGAAGCGCUCCAGUUUCUUACAAUUCUUGCGGAGUUGCCAACUCUUCUAGGGCUGAAGUAAGCGAUGCACUCCCUCCUCAACUUCUGGAUAUUGCUGCCAAAGGGCAAGAGCUGUUCUGGUUUGUUUUCAAUGAAGUAGUGAAGGCUGACGGAGUCACAGCAUCUGGGAGCCCAAGUGUUUUGACUAUAUUACCUCACAGGAUGGAAGUUCUAAAUGAGAGGGGCAGAUGCGGUGGAAGAACGCUGCAGCAAAUAGCAGAAUCCUUUUUUCACUCUCCCCAGCGACACAGUGUGUGGAACCAUGCUAGUAGUAUUGAUAUUCAAUCACUCGACUACAAUUCAUUCUCACUUAUUUUGCUGGGGCUUUUUCAGGAGGGUGGCAUCACACAGACCAGAGUACUGGUGCUCAUAUUCUUCUGUGUGGACAUAGCUCACAGAGCUCUCAGAGAGAACCUUAUGAGAGAUUUUCAAAAGCUUGUAGAGUGGACAUCUCGGUUCAUUACGGAGCAGCUCAGUGCAUGGGUGCUGCAACACGGCGGCUGGGCGGCUGUUCUUCAGGAAUCAGUAGACCAGGCUUACAGGGUAGCAGUUGUUGGAUUGUGCUUACUGACUGCAUUGGCUGUGUCUUUUUGGUUGGUGAGAAACAGAUAAAAAUCAAAGAAACCAAAGAAUUUCCAAGUUGACAGUGAUAAUUUUAGGACAAACAUUGAACUAGCUCCAGGGUUAAUACUAGAUCCAGCUAUAUGGAUUCUGACUGUUACAGCCCUGUUGCUAUGACUGAUGGCAGUCCCUGCCAGUAUUGUGCUCUAAUGUGUCACAUCAACACUAGUCAUGUCUAUGUUAGUAAUUUAUUAAACAACUCAAUUUUAA
Thrips palmi is the source of this 1428-nucleotide messenger RNA. RefSeq lists its product as uncharacterized. The transcript is spliced from 4 exons. Bases 247 to 1209 code for a protein of 320 amino acids. Gene Ontology annotation, biological process: regulation of apoptotic process. NCBI's taxonomy places the organism in Eukaryota, Metazoa, Arthropoda, Insecta, Thysanoptera, Thripidae. The record is from RefSeq and is a predicted model, not a curated record.